CGUUCGUCUCCCUCCCUCCGUUCUCGUCGCGCGCUUUAUAACCCCACCACCACCACCUUUCCCACCCCCCAAUCCACAUCCGCCCCGCAGGUCACACAAACCGAAAACAAUCAGCCUCAAAUCCCUUUCUCCUCCGUUGCAGACUUCCAGAAGUGCAGAUGGCGGUGUCAUCAGGGACGAUCUUCUCCGUCCGCCCGCCGGCGCCGGCUUCGGCGGUCCGGCCCUGCGCCUGCGCCGCCUCGGCGGCCGCCGGCGGGGCGAGGGCGCGCGCCGACGGCGGAGGCUCUGGCGCCGCCAAGUGGUGGGCGCCGCUGCUGGGGUGGUCCGGCCAGCCGGACUACAUCGACGCGCGCCCGGCCGCGUCCGAGGAGGAGCCGGAGCAGACGCGGCAGAGGGCGUCGGCGUCGGCCAGGCGGUUCGGCGUGCUGACGGAGGACAAGGCGCGCCGGCUGCGGAUGCAGAUGAUGGAGACGGAGAGCUUCCACGACGCCAUGUACCACUCCGCCAUCGCGUCCCGCCUCGCCUCCGCCGCGCCCGACAAUAAGCACUAGCUACCUUGCCACCGGCCAAGCGCCGUGCCCGUGUGUACAUACAUAGUAUAUGCUUGGAUGUUGUCCAGCUUCCGUCCGUCCGUCCUUCUUGGAUUUGGUUUUUAGAAUAAAAAAAAAUGAAUAGCGUGGCGACGGUGUUGCAAGCAUGGGGGAGGGGACUAGUAUUAGGAUGGUGCCCCUCCCUGUCCCUCGAUCUGCUGCGACGACGACGAGCCUCCCAGUCUGUCCCGGUGCAGACGAGCUGAUCCUAAUCUUAGGGUAGCUGCUGUGUACCAUUAGUUGAUCUUGCACCGAAAUGUUAUGGAGACAAACACAAGCCUAUGAUGUUUUCGGUUUGAUUUUGUUAAUAUGUUUCCCUCUUACUACAA
Molecule: messenger RNA, 919 nt
Organism: Sorghum bicolor (sorghum)
Lineage: Eukaryota; Viridiplantae; Streptophyta; Magnoliopsida; Poales; Poaceae
Exons: 1
Coding region: 159-551 (130 amino acids)
Source: RefSeq, a predicted model, not a curated record